AUGGUGAGCUCCGCCAUUGUGGCCCAGGCUGACCCAAGUGACCAUUCCGAUGGCCUUAAGCUGGAUGAUGAGUGUGCUGGUGGCCCUGGUGACUCCAAAUGCUCAUUACAGGCGAUUCAGCUUCGGGGAGAACCUGUUCAAUUGGAUGAGGACAAGACGGACACGGAUCCCAAUCGAUUCCUACCCAUCCUUGUGAGUGAGGGAAUCAAAGCUUAUGGAGGCUCCAAUACCAUCGGCGUAUGCAGCCAUGUGUGCAACGCCAAAGGCUACUCCUGGUCUUGGUGCAAGAAUGGCUGGUGCGAUUGUACUCAUGGCGGAGCAAACUAUUAUGGCAGUCUUUGCUCAGGAGGCACAGCAUCCUGUGCGGGGACGUGCUACAGUCGAGGCUGGCAAGACUCACAUUGCCUCAACUUCAAUAGGUUGUGCCACUGCAGCAACGAUUGGUAUGAGAUGUCGUACACAUGCUUCCAGUCCUGA
Molecule: messenger RNA, 477 nt
Organism: Cladocopium goreaui
Lineage: Eukaryota; Dinophyceae; Suessiales; Symbiodiniaceae
Source: the annotation of a GenBank genome assembly